Pan troglodytes (chimpanzee) is the source of this 3085-nucleotide messenger RNA. It is a transcript of the gene NAT1, whose product is annotated as N-acetyltransferase 1. Gene Ontology annotation, molecular function: arylamine N-acetyltransferase activity. The transcript is spliced from 3 exons. Lineage: Eukaryota; Metazoa; Chordata; Mammalia; Primates; Hominidae. The record is from RefSeq and is a predicted model, not a curated record.
UAUCUGUACAAUUUUUUUUUUCAGUUUAUUUUUCUUCUUGAAUUGGUUGUGGUUUUUUGUAUAUAACUUUUGCAUGUUAUGUCUUUUCUUCUAAUCCCAAUCUCACAGUAUUUUGAUUUUGUUAGUUCUCAUCAUUUUCAUGUAUGUAUAGCUCUGUUUCCACCUUUUAUUUGCUGCUUGAAUCUGGUGUGGCUGGUGAGAUGUCCAGCUGGGGUUGGUGUAGACUUGUCAAUUGAGGAAAAUGACGAGACGAGUCUCAAUCAUUUUAGGAGAUUUAUUUGCCAAAGUUAAGGAUGUGGGCCUGGGAGACAGGUCUAUGCCUUUCUCUGAAGAUGAUUUUAAGGACUGCAAAUUUAAAGGGGAAAGGAUGGGAUAUCGAGAAGCACCGUUUUCAUGUAAGAGCCGGGUAGGGAAAAUAGUGAUUCAUGGCCUUUGGCUCAGUGAAUGUGCUUUUUUUGCAUAAGAUGACAUAAACAAAAGGGGCAGAGGAAAAAUGCAAGGACUCUGAAUUUUACAUAACAUACCUGGUGGCUCAGAUGCUACUCUUUUAGCUGUGGUUUCAGCCAGUUGGUUACCCUGACUUUCUGUGGUGUCUAAUUUUGAGUGACCUGGGAUUUUUAUAAUUGCCAAACGUUUUGGUUUGAGAGUAGCUUCUAACAGUGCUGAUACUUGCUGCCCAUUUUCUAUGGGUUGCCCUGAGUAGGUUAAAUAUCCUCUCUCUUUCCAUAGCAUCCCAAAGUUAUGAGCAACCCCAAAAGCUUAGCGGCUGUCACUGUAAAUGUUUGCAGCCUUGUCUUUUGCCACUUGACAAGCUGGAGUCAGGGCAAUCAAUUUGGCUACUUGAACUAAUCUGGCAUGGGGAAGAGGACUGGCUUCAGUUACCUCUAGUCAGGAAACCACAGCAUAUCCUGCUCUAAAAUGUCCAUUUUCUCAUCUUAAAUAAGACCCAUCUGUAUACCAUUCUAUCUCAGCAUUAUCCAGUGGCAUCUCUUAUAGGUCUGUCCUGGGGGUGAGAAGUUGGUCAGUCAUCAGAACACAGUCAUGAGGGGUCUUGUUGGAAGGGCCUGGCAAGAGAGUGGCUGGAUUAAGAUGAUAGAGCAGGAAAUAGUAAUAUUGGGAGAUGAUAAAUGCAAAAUUUCGUAAGAGGCUAACCAGUUGACAGACAGAUAUUGGGUAUGAUGAGAAUUUAGAAGGGUCUCAAUAGGAUGUGGCACAAAAAUGGUAAGGGGGGAACCCAUAAUUAUUUCUUCAACAGACUUGUACAGAAGGGCUAUGCUGUUAUUACUCUUACACAAGGAGGCAGCCCUCUAGCCACAGGGUCCAGCUGUUGGCUAUAAUAGCCUACAGGUCUCUGAUGAUAACCAUGUUUCUGGAAUUCAAGCCAGGAAGAAGCAGCAAUCUGUCUUCUGGAUUAAAACUGAAGAUCAACCUACUUUCAACUUACUAAGAAAGGGGAUCAUGGACAUUGAAGCAUAUCUUGAAAGAAUUGGCUAUAAAAAGUCUAGGAACAAAUUGGACUUGGAAACAUUAACUGACAUUCUUCAACACCAGAUCCGAGCUGUUCCCUUUGAGAACCUUAACAUCCAUUGUGGGGAAGCCAUGGACUUAGGCUUAGAGGCCAUUUUUGAUCAAGUUGUGAGAAGAAAUCGGGGUGGAUGGUGUCUCCAGGUCAAUCAUCUUCUGUACUGGGCUCUGACCACUAUUGGUUUUGAGACCACAAUGUUGGGAGGUUAUGUUUACAGCACUCCAGCCAAAAAAUACAGCACUGGCAUGAUUCACCUUCUCCUGCAGGUGACCAUUGAUGGCAGGAACUACAUUGUCGAUGCUGGGUUUGGACGCUCAUACCAGAUGUGGCAGCCUCUGGAGUUAAUUUCUGGGAAGGAUCAGCCUCAGGUGCCUUGUAUCUUCCGUUUGACGGAAGAGAAUGGAUUCUGGUAUCUAGACCAAAUCAGAAGGGAACAGUACAUUCCAAAUGAAGAAUUUCUUAAUUCUGAUCUCCUGGAAGACAGCAAAUACCGAAAAAUCUACUCCUUUACUCUUCAGCCUCGAACAAUUGAAGAUUUUGAGUCUAUGAAUACAUACCUGCAGACAUCUCCAGCAUCUGUGUUUACUAGUAAAUCAUUUUGUUCCUUGCAGACCCCAGAUGGGGUUCACUGUUUGGUGGGCUUCACCCUCACCCAUAGGAGAUUCAAUUAUAAGGACAAUACAGAUCUAAUAGAGUUUAAGACUCUGAGUGAGGAAGAAAUAGAAAAAGUGCUGAAAAAUAUAUUUAAUAUAUCCUUGGAGAGAAAGCUUGUGCCCAAACAUGGUGAUAGAUUUUUUACUAUUUAGAAUAAGGAGUAAAACAAUCUUGUCUAUUUGUCACCCAGCUCACCAGUUAUCAACUGACGACCUAUCAUGUAUCUUCUGUACCCUUACCUUAUUUUGAAGAAAAUCCUAGACAUCAAAUCAUUUCACCUAUAAAAAUGUCAUCAUAUAUAAUUAAACAGCUUUUUAAAGAAACAUAACCACAAACCUUUUCAAAUAAUAAUAAUAAAUGUAUUUUAAAGAUGGCCUGUGGUUAUCUUGGAAAUUGGUGAUUUAUGCUAGAAAGCUUUUAAUGUUGGUUUAUUGUUGAAUUCCUAGAAAAGUUUUAUUGGUAGAUGAGUAAAUAAAAUAUUGUAAAAAAAAUUGUCUAUAAAGUAUAUUAAAACAUUGUUGGCUAAUAUAACUUGAAAAAAGGUGGUUUUUUGGAAGACUUAGGAUAUUAUGGUGCUACAUAAUUUUUCCUCGAUGCUCUCUUCCUCUGAUCUUUCUUGUCUCUUAAAUUACUUUACUUCCUUGCACACUUUGCCAUACAAGAAUGAACAUGAGCUUUUCUUGUGUAGAUCUGAGUUGAAAUCCUGUGGACACUGGGUGAAUUACUUUUUAGAUCUGUAGCUCUGACUCCUCAGGAAUAAAACGGGAAUAAUGCUUUUACAGUUUAGUGGCAGAACUAAACUCCCAAAAUUAUUUGUUAUAUGGAUCAAGUAAUAAUGUCAGUAAUGUUUUUGGUACAAAGUCAUUAUUUAAUAAAAGUUAUUGUUCUAUCUUGCUUGCCCCCGCA